AGUCUCUGCGCGGGCCACCGCCCACCGCGGCGCGCUGCGUUCCGGCUCCUCCCUCUCCCGCCUCCUCGUCCCCGCCAUGGUGCUGGAGUCGGUGGUCGCCGACUUGCUGAACCGCUUCCUAGGGGACUACGUGGAGAACCUGAACAAGUCCCAGCUAAAGCUGGGGAUCUGGGGCGGUAAUGUGGCUUUGGACAAUCUGCAGAUAAAAGAAAAUGCUCUGAGUGAAUUGGCUGUUCCUUUCAAAGUCAAGGCUGGCCAGAUUGAUAAAUUAACUUUGAAGAUUCCUUGGAAAAACCUUUAUGGAGAAGCAGUGGUUGCCACACUUGAAGGACUAUACCUGCUCGUGGUCCCUGGAGCAAGUAUUAAGUAUGAUGCUGAGAAAGAAGAGAAAUCCUUGCAGGAUAUUAAACAGAGGGAACUUUCCCGAAUUGAAGAAGCCCUUCAAAAAGCAGCAGAGAAAGGAGCACACUCGGGAGAGUUCAUGUAUGGCUUGGAAAGCUUGCUUUACAAGGACGUCAAGCCUGGACGUAAGCGUAAAAAGCACAAAAAACAUUUUAAGAAACGUUUUAAAGGUCUUGAUCGCUCCAAAGAUAAGCCCAAAGAAGCCAAAAAAGAUACAUUUUUGGAAAAAUUGGCAACUCAAGUAAUAAAAAAUGUUCAAGUGAAAAUUACAGACAUUCACAUUAAAUAUGAAGAUGACGUCACUGAUCCAGAAAGGCCACUUUCAUUCGGUGUCACGUUGGGAGAAUUUAGUCUGCUGACUACAAAUGAACACUGGACUCCAUGCAUUUUAAACGAAGCAGAAAAAAUCAUAUAUAAGCUUGUGAAGGUUGACAGCCUGAGCGCCUACUGGAAUGUCGGCUGCUGCAUGUCUUACCGCGGAGCAAGGGAGCACAUCCUGGAUCAACUGAAACGUGAAAUUCUUACAAGUACAAACAUCCCUCCAAACCACCAGUACAUUUUCCAGCCAAUAUCGGCCUCUGCAAAACUCUACAUGAAUCCCGGUGCAGAAUCAGAGCUCAGAACGCCCAAACUUGAUGGCAACGUCGAGGUGCAGAGUAUCGCCCUGGAGCUGACGAAGCCUCAGUACUUAAGUAUGAUUGACUUUUUGGAGUCGCUGGAUUAUAUGGUGAGAAACGCACCGUACAGGAAAUACAAGCCUUGCUUACCGCUUCACGCCAACUGUCGGCAAUGGUGGAAAUAUGCAAUUGAUUCUGUUCUUGAAGUCCACAUAAGAAGAUAUACCCAGAUGUGGUCGUGGAGUAACAUAAAAAACCACAGGCAGCUACUCAAGAAUUACAAGAUUGCCUACAAAAACAAGUUAACACAAACCAAAGUCUCAGAAGAAAUACAGAAACAAAUUCAGGACUUGGAGAAGAGCCUAGAUGUUUUAAACAUAAUUUUAGUGAGACAACAAGCACAAGUUGAGGUCAUUCAUUCUGGGCAGAAGUUAAGGAAAAAGUCUACUGAGGCAGGAGAGAAACGUGGCUGGUUUAGUGGGUUUUGGGGAAAGAAAGAGUCUAAGAAGAAAGAUGAAGAAGAAUCAUUAAUCCCUGAGACCAUUGAUGACCUUAUGACUCCAGAGGAAAAAGACAAACUCCUGACUGCCAUCGGCUACAGCGAGAAUACCUACAACUACGCUUUGCCCAAGCAGUAUGUGGCCCAUAUACUGACUCUGAAGUUGGUGAGCACCUCUAUCAUAAUAAGGGAAAACAGGAAUGUUCCAGAAAUCCUGAGAAUCCAGAUAAUUGGCUUGGGUACCCAAGUAUCCCAGCGACCAGGAGCACAAGCACUGAAGAUAGAAGCAAAAUUGGAACAUUGGUAUGUGACAGGCUUGCGACAAGAAGACGUUGUGCCGUCACUGGUGGCUUCCAUUGGCGACACUACAUCGUCAUUGCUCAGAAUUGAGUUCGAAACCAACCCUGAGGACAGCCCUGCUGACCAGACCCUGGUCGUCCAGUCACAGCCUGUGGAGGUCAUCUACGAUGCUAAAACUAUCAAUGCGAUUGUUGAAUUCUUUCAGUCAAAUAAGGGGUUGGAUCUUGAGCAAAUCACAUCAGCUACAUUGAUGAAACUGGAAGAAAUUAAAGAAAGAACAGCUACAGGGCUUACGCAUAUUAUUGAGACCCGGAAAGUCCUCGAUUUAAGGAUAAAUCUAAAGCCUUCUUAUCUGAUAAUUCCGCAGACAGGUUUCCACCAUGAAAAGUCAAAUCUUCUCAUUUUAGAUUUUGGUACUUUUCAGCUCAACAGUAAAGACCAAGGUGCACAGAGGACAACGAAUUCAUCCCUGGAAGAAAUAAUAGAUAAGGCAUAUGACAAGUUUGAUGUGGAAAUAAAGAGUGUGCAGUUGCUCUUUGCAAAAGCAGAGGAAAACUGGAAAAAGCGUAGAUUCCAACAUCCGUCGACUAUGCAUAUAUUGCAGCCAAUGGAUAUUCAUGUUGAGCUGGCCAAGGCAAUGGUGGAGAAGGAUGUUAGAAUGGCCAGAUUUAAAGUGUCAGGGGGCCUGCCUUUGAUGCAUGUGAGGAUUUCCGACCAGAAGAUCAAAGAUGCGCUGGGUUUGAUUAACAGUAUACCCUUGCCACAGAAGUCAUCCACUGGGUCUCCAGAGAGACAGGUAGCCUCGAUCCCUGUUCUUUCAGGAGGGACGAAAGGUCUCCUUGGGACUUCACUGUUGCUAGAUGGAGUGGAAUCAGAGUCUGACGACGAGUACUUUGAUGCCGAGGAAGGAGACUCGCAGACUGCUAGAACAGUGAGAUCCUCAGAACUGAAAAAAGCCUCCGACGCUCCAAACGAGGAGCUGGUUACUCUUCUGCUCAAGUUUGAGAUCAAAGAGGUGAUUUUGGAACUCACUAAACAACAGAAAGAAGAAGAGACAAUUCUAGUAUUUAAUGUCACUCAGUUAGGGACAGAAGCAACCAUGAGGACGUUUGACCUGACUGCAGUGUCCUAUUUGAGGAAAGUCAGCUUGGAUUACCAUGAAGUUAAAGGAUCCAAAAAGAAGCCACUUCAUUUGAUUAGCUCUUCAGACAAACCCGGCUUAGAUCUCUUAAAAGUGGAGUACAUUAAGGUUGAUAAGAAUGGGCCUAGUUUUCAAACUACUUUUGAAAAAACUGAACAAACUGUUAAGGUGGCCUUUUCUUCUCUGAGUCUGCUGCUACAAACACAGGCUCUUCUGUCUUCUCUUAACUACCUAACAACCGUCAUCCCGUCAGAUGGUCAGAACACGGGGGUGGCCAAGGAGGUGCAGACUGUCACCGAGAAGCAGAAGAGCUCUCCCGUGCAGAAAGUGAUGGUGUCCUCUAGAGAUAGUGACGUGAUUGGCUUUAGGCUAUUUGCCAAAUUGAAUGCUUUCUGUGUCACUGUCUGUGAUGAGAAGAGCAAUAUUGCUGAAAUCAAGAUACAAGGCCUCGAUUCAUCCCUUUCUCUUCAGUCAAAAAAGCAGUCACUUUUUGCCAGGCUGGAAAACAUUAUUGUCACAGAUGUUGAUCCCAAGACAGUUCAUAAGAAAGCCGUGUCCAUAGUUGGAAAUGAAGUUUUCCGCUUUAACCUGGAUUUGUACCCAGACGCUACAGCAGGGGAUUCCUACGCGGACAUGUCCACCGUGGAUGGGGUGGUGGCUUUGCACGUCGGCUGUGUUCGGAUUGUCUACCUUCAUAAAUUCCUCAUGUCACUGAGGAGCUUCCUGAACAAUUUCCAGGUGGCCAAAGAGGCGGUGAGUGCCGCCACUGCCCAGGCUGCGGAAAAGGCUGCCACGAGUGUGAAAGACCUCGCCCGGAGGAGUUUCCGCGUCUCCAUCAGUGUUGAUUUGAAAGCGCCGGUCAUUGUCAUCCCACAGUCCUCCGUUUCUACCAAUGCUGUCGUGGUUGAUCUCGGACUGAUCAGAGUUCACAAUCAGUUCAGUGUGGUGUCUGGUGAGGACGCGGUAAAUCCUCCUGUGAUUGACAAGAUGGAGGUACAGCUCACAGAACUGAAGCUCGCAAGGACAGUAAUCCAGCCAGGUGGUGCCUCCCAUCCUGACAUUCAGCUGUUGCAUCCAAUUAACUUGGAGUUUUUUGUCCAUCGGAAUCUAGCUGCAAACUGGUACCACAAGGUGCCUGUUGUAGAAAUUAAAGGGCGUCUUGAUUCAAUGAAUGUUAGUCUAAAUCAAGAGGAUCUUAAUCUUCUGUUCAAAAUACUGGCAGAAAAUCUCGGCGAGGCCACUGGAGACAUGGAUAAAGAGAAACCUAGGACACAAGAGACCGGUGAAACUAAAGCAUGCCGAGACAUCUCUGUGCCGCAGGAUGUGCACACCACACAGGAUACGCCACCGGCCAGAGUGGAAGAGACCAGAUCCCUGGACGUCAUUAAUGUACUGUUAAACUUUGAAAUUAAGGAGGUUGUGGUUACUUUGAUAAAAAAAGCAGAAAGGAAAGGAAGGCCCUUACACGAACUAAAGAUCCUUCAUCUUGGGAUGGAGGCCAAAGUGAAAGCUCAUGACAUGACUGCGAAAGCCUACCUAAGAAAAAUUACCAUGCGUUGUUUUGAUUUUCCUGACUCUAACGGCGAGCCUCUGCACAUCGUCAGCUCCUCUAACGAGGCUGAUGGGACCCUCCUGAAGAUGCUGUUCAUCACGGCAGACAGUGAUGGACCAGAAUUUAAAACCAUCCAUGAUAACACCAAACAGAAGCUGAGGGUGUCGUUCUCGUCCUUGGACUUGGUGCUCCAUUUGGAAGCUUUGCUUUCCCUUAUGGAUUUCCUGUCGUCUGCUGUUCCGUCCUCUAACUCUUCGUCCUCUGAGAAGGGAUCUGAGCUGAAGCCACCUGUGGGAGGAGAAUCCAGAAGUCUUGCCAUCAAAGCCGGUCCUGGCACUUCUGAAGGUGAUGUGUUUGAUUUGAAGAUCAUAGCUGAAUUAAAUGCCUUCAACAUCUCUGUUUGUGAUCAGCAGAGUAACAUAGCAGAUAUUAAAAUACAUGGAAUGGACGCCUCUGUUUUUGUGAAGCCAAAGCAGACUGAUGUGUUUGCCAGACUUGAAAAUAUCGUGGUCAUGAAUGUUAAUUCACUGCCAAUUCACAGAAAGGCUGUCUCUAUUUUGGGAGAUGAAGUCUUCAGGUUCCAGAUGACUCUCUACCCAGAUGCCACAGAAGGAGAGAGCUACAGUGAUAUGUCUAAAGUGGAUGGCAAACUUAGUCUCAAAGUGGGCUGCAUUCAAAUUGUCUAUGUUCAUAAAUUCUUCAUGUCUCUUUUGAGCUUCCUCAACAACUUCCAAACUGCCAAAGAAGCCUUGAGCACAGCCACAGUCCAGGCUGCAGAACGAGCUGCGUCCAGUGUGAAGGAGCUGGCUCAGAAGAGCUUCCGGCUUCUGAUGGACGUCGAUUUGAAGGCUCCUGUCAUCACCAUCCCCCAGUCGUCUGUGUCCCCCAAUGCCGUGAUAGCAGAUCUGGGCUUGAUCAGAGUCCAGAACAAGUUCAGUCUGGUUUCUGUGGAGCAGCACUCUCUCCCCCCAGUGGCCGACACCAUGAGCAUUCAGCUCACCCAGCUGAAGCUGUCCAGAACUGUUUUACAGGCUGACUCGCUUCAGCCUGACAUUGAAAUCUUAAAGCCAGUGAACAUGCUUUUGUCCAUACAGCGGAAUUUGUCGGCCGCGUGGUACACACAGGUUCCAGGCAUGGAGAUAAAAGGAAAGCUUAAGCCUAUGCAGGUUGCUCUCAGUCAAGAUGACUUGACAGUUUUAAUGAAAAUUUUGCUGGAGAACCUUGGGGAAGCUUCUUCGCAGCCAAGCCCUACCCAGUCUGGGCAGGAAGCUACGAAAGUCAAGAGAGAUACUCGGAGCGGGCCUGGCUAUCUUAAAGAACAAGAUUCGACAGACCCAGAGCCCGCCGUGGACCACACUGUCACACUUCAGUUUGGGUUCCACUUUGACUCUCUCUCCAUCACCCUGUACAACAAUGACAGCUGCCAGGAGUCCAGACUUUUAUUUCAUAAUGACAGUCUUCGUCUCGGCGAGCUCAGACUCCACCUGAUGGCUUCUGCGGGGAAGGUGUUCAAGGACGGGUCUCUGAGUGUCAGCCUUAAACUGAAGAUGUGCACUCUUGACGAUCUCCGAGAAGGGAUCGAGAGAGCAACAUCCAGGAUGAUUGACAGAAAGAAUGGCCAGGACAGCAGCAGCUCUAUGAUUGAUGUGAGUUAUAGACAAGACAAAAAUGGAAGGCAGAUCGACGCUGUUCUCGACAAGCUGUACGUGUGUGCCAGUGUGGAGUUCCUGAUGACCGUGGCCGACUUCUUCAUUAAAGCUAUGCCUCAGAGUCCAGAAAACAUAGCAAAGGAAAUACAGAUUCCAUCAAGACAGACAGCCCUGGGAAGAGUCAGGAUGGAGAAAGAUGAUUCUGUGCGACCGAAUAUGACUUUGAAAGCCAUGAUCACAGACCCGGAAGUGGUUUUCGUUGCCAACCUGACAAAGGCUGACGCUCCCGCCUUGACCGCCUCCUUCCAGUGUAGCCUGUCCCUCUCAACGUCCAAACUCGAGCAGGUGAUGGAAGCCUCUGUGAGAGACCUGAGACUGCUCGCCUGCCCCUUCCUGAGAGAGAGGAGAGGGAAGAGCGUCACCACGGUGUUACAGCCCUGCUCCCUAUUUAUGGAAAAGUGCACAUGGGCUUCUGGAAAACAGAACAUAAAUAUUACGGUUAAGGAAUUUGUAAUUAAGAUCUCGCCUAUAAUCCUUAACACUGUGAUGACAAUCAUGGCUGCUAUGUCCCCAAAGACCAAAGAAGAUGAGUCGAAAGACACGGCUAAGGAGAUGGACAAUCUCUGGGGCGUCAAAUCAGUUACUGAUUAUAAUUCUUGGUUUCUUGGUAUUGACAUGGCAACAGAAGUAACCGAAAAUUUCAGGGACCUCGAACAUCCACCAGUAGAGGAAAAUUGUGUGGUUGCUGUGGAGUCAGUUCAAGUCACCUUAGAAUGUGGCCUCGGGCAUCGCACUGUGCCCUUGUUAUUGGCAGAGUCCAAGUUCUCUGGAAAUAUAAAAAACUGGACUUCUCUAAUGGCGGCUGCUGCUGACAUGACACUAGAGGUUCACUACUAUAAUGAGACCCACGCCGUCUGGGAGCCGCUGAUUGAGCGAGUGGAGGGGAAGCAACCAUGGAGCUUAACGCUCAGUGUAAAGAAGAACCCGAUCCAGGAUAAAAGUUUUAUACCAGGAGAUGAUUUUAUUCCUGAGCCACAAAUGGCAGUUCACGUUUCCUCAGGAGCUACUAUGAAUAUCACAAUAUCCAAAAGCUGUCUCAAUGUUUUCAACAAUUUAGCAAAAGGUUUCUCUGAGGGAGCGGCUUCUACCUUUGACUACUCUCUGAAAGACAGCGCUCCUUUUACAGUCAGAAACGCGCUGGGUGUCCCCACGAAGGUGCAGCACAAUUGUAACCUGCGGGUCAUGGGCUCCCCUGAGAAGAGCGACAUUUAUGAUGUAGAUGCUGGCCAGCAUUUGGAGCUGGACUAUGCCAGCCUGGAACCGUUGCGCCAGGGAAAGCUGACAAUGCUGAGCCGGCAGGAGAGCAGCUUCUUCAUGCUGACCUUUGUGCCACAUGGCUACACAGAAGUGGGCAGUGUCCCGGUGGCCAGGCCUGGCCGGCAAUUGUAUAAUGUGCGGAACCCCAGUGCCAGCCGUUCUGAUUCCGUGUUAGUGCAGAUUGACGCAACUGAAGGGAAUAAGGUCAUCACUCUGCGCUCGCCUCUGCAGAUUAAAAACCACUUCUCAAUAGCAUUUGUCAUCUACAAAUGUGUCAAGAACGUCAAGCUGUUGGAGCGCAUUGGAAUAGCCAGACCGGAGGAAGAGUUCCACGUGCCGUUGGAUUCCUAUAGGUGCCAGCUGUUCAUCCAGCCGGCCGGCAGCUUAGAGCAGCAGUACACACAGUCCACCACGUACAUUUCCUGGAAGGAGGAGCUUCACCGGAGCAGGGAGGUCAGGUGCAUGCUGCAGUGUCCUGCAGUAGAAGUCAACUUCCUGCCGCUCAUCGUGAACUCUGUUGCCCUGCCUGAUGAGCUGAGCUACAUCGGUGCGCACGGCGAAGACUGGGACCCGGCCUAUGUUAUUCAUCUUCAUCCUCCUCUCACCUUGCGGAACCUUCUGCCAUAUCCACUAAGAUUCUUACUUGAGGGAGCUGCAGAAACCCAUGAGCUCGCAGAAGGCAGCGCCGCCGACGUCCUCCACUCACGACUCUGCGGCGAGAUCAUGGAGCUGGUCCUGGUGAAGUACCUGGGCAAGAACUGGAGUGGACACUUCCGUGUUUCCGACACACUUCCCGAGUUCUUCCUCGUGUGCUUUUCCUCUGACACCGCGGAAGUGAUGACAGUUGACUUGUCAGUACACGUCAGGCGGAUUGGCUGCCAGAUGGAGCUGUCUGUCUUUAGUCCCUAUUGGCUAAUCAACAAAACUUCUCGGGUCCUUCAGUACCGCUCCGAGGAGAUUCAUGUUAAACACCCAGCUGAUUUCAGGGACAUCAUCUUAUUCUCUUUCAAGAAAAAGAACAUUUUUAGUAAAAAUAAGGUACAGUUAAAAAUUUCAACUAGUGGCUGGUCCAGUGGCUUCUCGUUGGACACCGUGGGAAGCUAUGGGUGUGUGAAGUGCCCUGCCACCAACAUGGAGUACCUGGUUGGGGUCAGCAUCAAAAUGAGCAGUUUCAACCUCUCGCGGAUAGUCACGCUGACUCCCUUCUGCACGGUUGCAAACAAGUCCUCUUUAGAGCUAGAAGUCGGAGAGAUUGCCUCUGAUGGCUCCAUACCAACCAACAAAUGGCACUAUGUCGCUUCCUCAGAGUGCAUUCCAUUUUGGCCUGAAAAUUUGUCUGGCAAACUUUGUGUGAGAGUGGUGGGCUGUGAAGGGUCUUCCAGGCCGUUCUUUUACGACCGACAAGACAAUGGCACAUUACUGAGCUUAGAGGAGCUGGAUGGUGGAGGGAUCUUGGUGGAUAUAAACACUGCUGAGCACUCAACUGUCAUAACCUUCUCUGAUUACCACGAGGGAUCUGCGCCUGCCCUGAUAAUGAACCACACACCGUGGGACGUCCUCACCUAUAAACAGAGUGGGUCCCAGGAGGAGCUAGUGCUGCUGCCAAGAGAAACUCGACUCUUUGCCUGGGCGGACCCCACUGGCACCAGGAAACUCACUUGGAGCUAUGCAGCGAAUGUUGGGGAGCACGACCUCCUAAAGGACGAGUGUGGGCAGUUUCCGUACAACGCGAACGUCCAGAUCCACUGGGUGUCCUUCCUGGAUGGGCGCCAGAGGGUUCUGCUCUUCACAGAUGACGUCGCUAUUGUUACCAAAGCCCUCCAGGCAGAAGAGAUGGAGCAGGCUGACCGUGAAGUCACCCUGUCGCUCCACAGCCUCGGGCUCUCUCUGGUUAACAACGAAAACAAGCAAGAAGUCUCAUACAUUGGAAUCACCAGCUCAGGUGUUGUUUGGGAGAUGAAGCCGAAGCGCAAGUGGAAGCCGUUCAGCCAGAAGCAGAUAAUGUUGCUGGAGCAGUCCUACCAGAAGCACCUUGCUUCAGAAGGCCGUGGCUGGGUUAAGCUGGACGGCAAUUUUGAGGUCAAUUUUGACAAGGUGCCGAUGGAAAUGCGGCUUCCUCUCCGGUGCCCUAUUAAACGGGACUUCUUAUCAGGGAUCCAGGUUGAAUUUAAGCAGUCUCCUCACCAGAGAUGCUUAAGGGCCCGGUUAUACUGGCUCCAGGUUGAUAAUCAGUUGCCUGGCACAAUGUUCCCAGUUGCAUUUCAUCCGGUGGCGCCUCCCAAAUCCAUUGCUUUGGACUCAGAGCCCAAGCCUUUCAUCGACGUGAGUGUAAUUACAAGGUUCAAUGAAUACAGCAAAGUCUUACAGUUCAAAUAUUUUAUGGUUCUUAUCCAGGAAAUGGCCUUAAAAGUUGAUCAGGGGUUCCUUGGAGCAGUUAUUGCACUAUUCAGCCCAGCAAGUGACCCUGAGGCCGAAAGAAAACGGACUAAGUUAAUCCAACAAGACAUUGACGCUUUCAACACAGAGCUAAUGGAGUCGUCAGGGACUGAUAUGUCGGCCCUGAGUUUCUUGGAACACUUCCAUAUUUCUCCUGUUAAGUUGCAUUUGAGUCUGUCUUUGGGCUCCGGAGGUGAGGAGUCAGGCAAAGAGAAACAGGAAAUGAUUGCUAUUCAGUCUGUGAACCUGCUGUUGAAAAGCAUCGGUGCCACUCUGACUGAUGUGGAUGACCUCAUAUUCAAACUUGCCUACUAUGAGGUUCGCUAUCAGUUUUACAAGAGAGACCAGCUCAUGUGGAGUGUCGUCAGACACUACAGUGAGCAGUUCUUAAAGCAGAUGUAUGUUCUUGUGUUGGGCUUGGACGUGCUUGGAAACCCGUUUGGACUAAUCCGGGGCCUGUCCGAAGGAGUCGAAGCACUGUUCUACGAGCCCUUCCAGGGUGCUGUCCAAGGCCCCGAAGAAUUUGCUGAAGGGUUAGUGAUUGGGGUGAGAAGCCUCUUUGGACACACAGUAGGUGGUGCAGCGGGUGUCGUAUCUCGAAUCACCGGCUCUGUCGGGAAAGGCCUCGCAGCGAUCACAAUGGACAAGGAGUAUCAGCAGAAGAGAAGAGAGGAGAUGGGGCGCCAGCCUAAAGACUUUGGGGACAGCCUAGCCAGAGGAGGGAAGGGCUUGCUGCGCGGAGUUUUUGGCGGGGUGACUGGAAUAAUAACAAAGCCUGUGGAAGGUGCCAAGAAGGAGGGCGCUGCCGGCUUCUUUAAAGGAAUUGGAAAAGGGCUGGUGGGCGCUGUGGCUCGUCCAACUGGUGGGAUCAUAGACAUGGCUAGCAGUACCUUCCAAGGCAUUCAGAGGGUAGCAGAAUCUACUGAGGAGGUGUCAAGCCUCCGCCCACCUCGCCUGAUCCGCGAAGAUGGCAUCAUCCGUCCAUACGACAGGCAGGAAUCUGAGGGCUCCGACUUACUAGAGAAUCAUAUCAAGAAGUUGGAAGAGGAGACCUACCAGUUCCACUGUGCCGUUCCCGGGAACAAGAGGGCGGUCCUUAUGGUUACAAACAGGCGAGUACUGCUUAUAAAGGAAGUGGAAAUCCUAGGCCAUAUGUCUGUGGACUGGCAGUGUCUGUUUGAAGAUUUUGUGUGUCCUCCCGGAGUCAGUGAAAAUCUGCUGAAGAUUUCAAUGAAAGAACAGGGUCUGUUCCAUAAAAAAGACAGUGCCAAUCUAGGCUUUCUUCGGAAAAUUUACCUGAAGGAUCCCAUAACAGCAAAGAGAGCCUUUGACGCCAUUGAGAGUGCACAGUCAGCCAGGCACCAGCAGAAGCUGAUGAGGCAGUCCUCGGGGAAGCUCCUCAGGCCCCAGGAUUCAUCCUGACCACAGAUGUGGCUCUUUCUGAGAGAGAAACAGUCACUUCACAAGUCCUGCUAAAGAGAAAAAUUCCAGCAAUUCCUCAGCUGUUUUCCUGGAAAAUCCAGCACUGUUUUCCUUUUUGACUCUUCGUUUUGAGUCUUGGUUUUGUAACUUUACAUAUAUCAGAAGUCUGCUGCUACACUGUGUAGGUCAGACCUCAAAGAAGUGCCACUUCAGACUCAGAGGGAAGAGUUCAUUAAUAUUAAAAUUGUGGAACAAAGAGUGGUGGGCUUGUUUGUAAUUAGUCUGUAUGAAGAAAAGAUAUUUUUAAAAAUGAGACGUGUUCUUUGGAAGGUUUUAUCCAGAUCAAUAGUGUACACUCUGACAUUUGUUUAAAGGUAACUUGUGCAAUAAUUGAACUGAGGGAACACUUUUGCUAACCCAGGUAAUUGACAGAAGAAAUGCCACUGAAAGGAGAGAUGGCAUGCUUUCUAUUUUCUUUUCAUGAAAACAUUAUUCUUCUUCCAAUAGGAUGAGUUUUACACUGGUACCGUUUUUUCUCAUUUCCUUCUAGUCACAGAAUAAGGGCAAUCUGGAAGCUUCGGGCAGCCUCACUCUGCUGUCUGUAGUGAG
Acomys russatus (golden spiny mouse) is the source of this 11944-nucleotide messenger RNA. RefSeq names its product vacuolar protein sorting 13 homolog C (gene Vps13c). Bases 77 to 11335 code for a protein of 3752 amino acids. The transcript is spliced from 85 exons. Lineage: Eukaryota; Metazoa; Chordata; Mammalia; Rodentia; Muridae. The record is from RefSeq and is a predicted model, not a curated record. Gene Ontology annotation, biological process: mitochondrion organization; protein targeting to vacuole; protein retention in Golgi apparatus. Gene Ontology annotation, cellular component: extrinsic component of membrane.